Messenger RNA from Mycosarcoma maydis (corn smut), 879 nucleotides. RefSeq lists its product as uncharacterized. NCBI's taxonomy places the organism in Eukaryota, Fungi, Basidiomycota, Ustilaginomycetes, Ustilaginales. The transcript is spliced from 2 exons. Gene Ontology annotation, molecular function: metallopeptidase activity; integrin binding; zinc ion binding. The record is from RefSeq and is a predicted model, not a curated record. Gene Ontology annotation, cellular component: cell surface; extracellular region; fungal-type cell wall. The coding region runs from base 1 to 879 and encodes 292 amino acids.
AUGCAGCUGAUUGCGUCUUUUGUCGCGCUCACCUCGUUGGCAGUUAGCGCUGUGAGCGCAGCGCCUUUCAGCUCGUUGCUGGCGACGCGAGCGCUCGAGUCGUUCCAGCCUGAAGGACAGAUCGACUCGGUCUGGAGGAUUCACGAGUCGUGCAACGGCACACAGCGUGCUCAGAUCAGCAGCGGAAUCGAUGACAUGAAGAAGCUCGCGCACAACUCGAUCAACCACAUCCUCAACUACCCCAAGGACGAAUUCUUCAUCAAGUACUUUGGCCAGGAUGCCGACCCUGCACCUGUGGUUGGAUACUACGUCGAGCUUGUCUAUGGCAACAAGGGAGAUGCGCUGUUGAGGUGCGAUAACCCGGACGACAACUGCCGCUUGCCCGAAUGGAACGGACACUGGCGUGGCAACAACGCUACUGCCGAGACGGUGAUUUGCGAGCUGUCGUACGUGACGCGUCGUCCUUUGGAGAAGCUUUGCUCGGCUGGCUUCCAGUUGGGUACUGACAACCCGUCGCUGUACUUUGGAGCCGACCUGAUGCACCGUGCGUUCCACGUUCCCGAGUUUGUUCACGAGAAGAUCCACCACUACGCCGACAGCUAUGCCGACGUUCUCGAGCUUGCCGAGCACAACUCGACUGCUGCCGUCCAGAACCAGCACAGCUUGCAGUACUUUGCUCUCGACGUCUACAGCAGGAAGCUCACCAAGUGGGGCUGCAUCGGCGACGUCAAGCAGAGCCACGAUGAUCACGCGCAUGCCAGCUCCUCUUCGGCCGCACCAGCUCCAACUUCUACCCCCGCUGCUACCCCCACCCCCUCGGCUGCCUCGUCCGACUGCCACACCCAUGCCGACGGCUCCAUUCACUGCGGCACCCACUAG